AUGGCAACAAAGUCAGACAUCGAAAAAAGACCCUCUGUGGCCGACACUGAGAAUGGACAGUUGGCGGAUGUCGGCUACAUCCCCGAACUCAAACGCAACUUUUCGACUACGUCCAUGCUGGCUCUAUGCGUGUCUCUCAUGGCAACAUGGGAAGCGCUGUGCAGCACUUUGGCAGCUGGACUUGUCAGCGGAGGCCCAGUGUCACUGAUAUAUGGUGCAAUCGUUGCUGCCAUUGGGUCACUCUGUUCUGCCAUGUCUCUGGCCGAGUUGGCUUCUAGUAUUCCCUCGGCUGGAGGCCAGUAUCAUUUUGUCUCGCAUCUAUCGUCCAAGUCCGGAUCGACCAUGACCAGCUGGUUCGCGGGCUACAUCAUGACCUUUGGCUGGAUCACUGUCACGGGAAGCGCCCCUUUCCUCGCCGGCACAAUGAUCCAAGGUCUCCUCGUUCUUAACUACCCUGAAACGUACACGUACGAACGAUGGCACGGAACACUUAUGUACUGGGCAAUUCUCAUCGGCGCCGCAAGCAUCUGCAUCUUCUGCAGCAAUAUCCUGCCUCUGAUUGAGAAGGUGUCUUUGACUCUCCAUGUAGCCCUAUUCUUCGUCAUCCUCAUUGUCAUGUGCGUCGUUUCGCCGACAAAGAACUCGGCCACCUGGGUCUUCACGUCGUUUGAGAAUAAUUCGGGGUGGUCCAGUGAUGGUGCUGCGUGGUGUAUCGGCAUGCUCAGUUCAUGCUACGUCCUGAUCGGGUACGACGGAGCAACGCACCUCAGCGAGGAGAUGCAUAACCCUGAGAGGGGCGUGCCUUAUGCCAUGAUUGGAAGCGUGGCUCUCAACAGCGUUCUUGGUUUCGCAUUCUUGAUCGCUGUCCUGUUUUGUAUGGGCGAUAUCCAGUCUGCCCUGGCCACGACCACGGGGUUCCCUAUUAUUGAGAUUUUCUAUAAUAUCACAGGGAGCACCGGAGCAGCGUCAGCCAUGUCGAGUGCCAUCGUGCUCAUGGCGAGCCUGGCUACCAUUCCGUUGCUGGCAUCAGCUGGACGUGUCAUGUGGGCGUUUGCAAGGGAUCAAGGACUUCCAUUCUCUGAAACGCUCUCAAAGGUGGAAAAGAAGCGCGGCAUCCCGACGGUGGCAAUUAUUGUGACCAUGGUCCUCUUGAUGCUUCUUGGACUUAUCAACAUCGGCUCAACUACAGCCUUCAACGCGAUCCUGUCUCUCGCAGUCGUUGGCCUCGAAAUCUCAUACAUCAUGCCUAUUGUGCUGCUCAUCUGGCGUCGCAUCACGUCGCCAGAACAGCUCAAAUGGGGACCAUUCCGUCUCGGAAGGGCCGGCAUGUUUAUCAACGUUGUUGCAGUGGCUUAUCUCAUCUUUACCAGCAUUUUCUCGCUGUUCCCUCCUUACCAGCCCGUCACAGCACAAAACAUGAACUACGCGUCUCUCGUGCUGGGCGCGACGCUCCUGUUUGGACUCGUGUACUGGCCGCUCAGGGCGAGCAAGAAGUACUCGGGUGGAUGUUCCGUCUGCAAGAAGCGAAGGUUAAAAUGUGAUGAGCAACAGCCAAGUUGCCGGCGAUGUAUCAAAAUUGGAGUCGAAUGUCCUGGAUACGCACGACCCGUCAAAUGGUCGACCAAGUACGAGAAAGGCACCUCCCCAUCUGCGGCCCUGGACCUUGAUGGCGAUACCUCGUCUUGGUUUGAGACGGAAGCCAGGAAACUCUCAAACGUCAUUGAGCCGAUCCCAAGCCAUCAAAGCCCUCAGUCUCGCCCAACCGAGCAUUCCGACUUGACAACCAUGCCCAUAGUCGAGUCUCCCUUGUCCCCCAAGCCUACAGCGUCUCCUGCCUCUCCAAGAUCAUCAGAGAUGCACCAUGAAGCUUCCAGUAUUAUUGACACACACCUUUCUGCCGAACAAUCCGUAUCAUCCCCUUCCUUAUCAGUUUCGGGUUCUUGGCAUGGUUUUGUAGACGAUUCAAAUGAGACCGAACCUGAGCAGGUUUCCACCUCUGGCUCGACGGACGACAACACAUCUCUGACUUUCUACAAACCGAUGGAGCAGUCUUCACUAUUACUCGACCAUUACUUCUCCAAUGUUUGCCAGAUGAACUCUGCCUUCGACUCGCUGCACAACCCGUUCCGAUCAGAGGUAUCAAAGAUGAUCAUUAACUCGCCACUCCUGUUCUAUUGUGUCUUGAGCAUGUCUGCAGCGCACCUCUACCAAGGAGACGAACCAAAAAGCAGUAUUGCGUUGGAGUUUCAGACAGAAGCGAUAUCCCAUCUCUCCAUUGAACUUUCGCAACUGGACACAGCCAUGCCCCGGGUUUUGAAAGGUGAUGAUGAUAGAUCAGGAUCACUGGCAGUACAGAAGACGGACCAUGUUCAAGAUGACGUCUUGCUUGGCGUUAUUCUCUUGGGAAUGACAUCGGCCUGGCAUAACUCUUCCACGACUGGUGUAUCUCACUUGUUCGGAUGCCGCCAGCUAUUCAAAGCAUGGAUGGCCUCCAACUCUCUAGAAGACGCCGCGAAACGUGCGUCAAUGGAUCAGAAGCAGUGCUUCCUCGUCUCAUCAAUGAUAUACUGGGAAGCCAUGAGUUCGUUCAUCCUCGACCAGGACACAGCCGCUUUGUCAUACUUGGACGUCUUCUGCCAGCCAAACCUACCUUCACUCAUCUAUCCAUGUCCUUGGACCGGUGUGGGGACCCCAGUCUUCGUGUUUCUGGCCAAGACGGGUAUUCUGCUCAGAAACAAGAGAGUCUUGCGGAAUCUCCGCGUAUUCAGAUCGGGCGAGGCACAUCAAAGAGCCCUCUACACGGAGCUUCUCGACGAUGCUUCUGCUCUAGAGCAAGAGACCAUCAAGUUACGAAUCCCCUUCGUUGGUCUGAUUGAGGAUGUGGGCGAUCCCUGUACACCGCCCGAUCACUUUCUCGCCAUCGCUCGGUGCUACCGCUUGGCCACUCUACUUGAGCUGUACCGAGGGUUUCCUGAGUUGGUCAAAUCACAGACGGUUGUGGAGCAAGCCGUUGAGAUGCCCACAGGUGAACAGGACGACAAGACCCAUCUGAUACUCGGCCUCGCCUUUGGGAUACUGGGGAUUUUGGAGUCGAUACCCAUCGACUCGGGCACAAUCUCAAUUCAGUUACUGGCCUUGAUGAUUGCUGGCAGUGCUCUAUGUGUGGCCCCCGGCCAAUUCCAAAGCACUAUCGCCGAGAGGACACCAUUUCAACAAACUGUGAUGCGCUGGCGAGGAUUUGUCCGACAACGCAUUCUAUAUCUAUGUGUUGCUAUCGGUUUGCGCCCGGUGAAUCACGCUGCACUCAUCCUAGAGGAAGUCUGGUCACGCAUGGAUAUGGAGAUAAGUCACACCAAUGAUAAUGAAGGAAUGCUUGCUAGCACGGUACAUUGGCUGGAUGUCAUGUCUGAGAAGAAGUUGGAAACCAUAUUUGGGUGA
Molecule: messenger RNA, 3438 nt
Organism: Fusarium keratoplasticum
Lineage: Eukaryota; Fungi; Ascomycota; Sordariomycetes; Hypocreales; Nectriaceae
Product: Zn(2)-C6 fungal-type domain-containing protein
Exons: 8
Coding region: 1-3438 (1145 amino acids)
Biological process (GO): regulation of DNA-templated transcription; transmembrane transport
Cellular component (GO): membrane
Molecular function (GO): DNA-binding transcription factor activity, RNA polymerase II-specific; zinc ion binding; transmembrane transporter activity
Source: RefSeq, a predicted model, not a curated record